CUCCAGCCACCAUUAAAUGCAAUCCCACCCUCUCAAUACGCUCUGCAAUUACUCUUCUCCCCCACUUUUUUCCCUCUCCACACCCACCUUCUUCUUCUUCUUCUUCUUCUUCUCUUUUCAUCUCUUCACUGUCCACUUCAAGCAUUCCAUAUCUUUAAACCCAAAAAAAACCCUUUUUUCUUCUUCAUUUUGAGGCUUUUUUCUUGAAAAAAUUGGGAUUUGGGCAAUUUGGGGUAUGAUUUGAUCUGGGUUUUUUGUUUUUUGAUUUGGGUUUUUUUUUAAUUUUUGUAAAGCAAGAAAGGAGAGAGAGAAAGAGGGAAUUGUCUGAAAAAAAAACCCCUUUUUUUCAAUUUUCAAAGAAAUGCUGUUUUUUGUGUAAUUUUAAGUAAUUUUGUACUGUUCUUCAACUAAAAAGUUGGAAAAUGCCAGCCGGAAUGAUGAUUCCAGCCAGAAAUGCGCCGUCGAUGAUCGGAAGAAAUGGGAAUGUCGGUGUUUUUGGCUCUCCGGCGAGCCUUGUUCUUGGUCAGGCAAAUAUGAUGGAAGGGGCGCAGCUACAUGCAUUAGACAUGCCACAAAGCGGUUUGCCAGACAGCGAUUAUGGGAUGAUGAAAGAAGCAGAGGACUUCGACAGUGCCACUAAAUCAAGCAGCGAGAACCACGAGGUUGGUUCUGGUGACGACCAAGACCACCGUCAACGCUCCAAGAAGAAGCGUUACCACCGCCACACUCAGCACCAGAUCCAACAAAUGGAAGCAUUCUUUAAGGAGUGUCCUCACCCAGAUGACAAGCAAAGGAAGGAGCUGAGUAGGGAUUUGGGUUUAGAGCCAUUGCAAGUCAAAUUUUGGUUCCAAAACAAGCGAACUCAGAUGAAGACUCAUCACGAGCGACAUGAGAACACUCACCUCCGAACACAAAAUGAAAAGCUUAGAGCCGAUAAUAUGAGGUAUCGAGAAGCGCUCAGUAACGCGACGUGCCCCAAUUGUGGAGGCCCGACCGCCAUUGGAGAAAUGUCGUUUGAUGAACAUCAUCUCAGGCUCGAAAAUGCCCGCUUAAGAGAAGAGAUCGAUCGCAUUUCAGCCAUAGCAGCAAAGUACGUAGGAAAGCCAGUUUCAAGCUUCCCUCUUCUUUCCCCAUCAAUUCCCACACAUCCUCUAGAGCUCGGAAUGGGCAGCUAUGGAGCCGACAUGUACGGGGCGGCGGACCUUUUGAGGACGAUAACCACGCCAUCGGAGGCCGACAAGCCGAUGAUCAUCGAGCUGGCGGUUGCAGCCAUGGAGGAACUAAUUCGAAUGGCUCAAAUGGGCGAGCCCUUGUGGAUGACAGCCCUUGAUGGCUCAACCACACUGCUUAACCCAGAUGAAUAUGUCCGAACCUUCCCUAGAGGAAUCGGACCCAAACCCGCUGGGUUUAGCACCGAAGCGUCUCGAGCCACCGCCGUCGUCGUCAUGAACCAUAUCAGCCUCGUGGAGAUGCUCAUGGACGUGAAUCAGUGGUCGGCCGUUUUCACUGGGAUUGUCUCGAGGGCUACGACAUUGGAGAUUCUGUCCACCGGCGUUGCCGGUAACUACGACGGUGCAUUACAAGUGAUGGCGUCGGAAUUGCAAGUGCCAUCGCCGCUCGUUCCGACUCGGGAGAGCUAUUUUGUGAGGUACUGUAAGCAACAUGGCGAGGGAACAUGGGCUGUCGUGGACGUGUCGUUGGAUAAUUUACGCCCUGCUCCGGCUCUUCGAUGUAGAAGAAGGCCUUCCGGCUGUUUGAUCCUAGAAAUGCCUCAGGGCUAUUCUAAGGUUACGUGGGUCGAGCAUGUUGAGGUGGAUGAUCGAGGGAUCCAUAGUUUGUACAAUCAGUUUGUUAGAUCUGGUCACGCCUUCGGUGCAAAGCGUUGGAUCGCCACGUUGGAUCGUCAGUGUGAACGUCUUGCUAGUGCCAUGUUGACGAGUAUUCCGAACGGUGAUGCGGGUGUGAUAAUGAAUCAAGAAGGAAGAAAGAGCAUGCUGAAGCUAGCAGAGAGAAUGGUGAUGAGCUUUUGCGGCGGAGUGAGCGCGUCGACCGCGCACACGUGGACAACACUGUCAGGAACGGGAGCCGAUGAUGUCAGAGUCAUGACUCGUAAGAGCAUAGACGAUCCCGGCAGGCCACCUGGCAUUGUCCUCAGCGCCGCCACAUCCUUUUGGCUGCCUGUUCCUCCUAAGAGAGUCUUCGACUUUCUCAGAGAUGAAAAUUCUCGUAACGAGUGGGAUAUUCUAUCAAACGGUGGAGUUGUGCAAGAAAUGGCCCACAUUGCCAAUGGCCGUGACACGGGCAACUCGGUCUCAUUGUUACGAGUAAAUAGUCCAAAUUCAAGUCAAAGCAACAUGUUGAUAUUACAAGAGAACAUCACGGAUCAAACCGCCGCGUUUGUGAUCUACGCUCCGGUAGACAUUGUGGCCAUCAACGUGGUACUAAACGGUGGCGAUCCCGAUUACGUCGCCCUUCUCCCCUCUGGAUUUGCCAUUCUUCCCGACGGAACCGCCGCGUCGAACGACGGGGCUAACAGCAUCAUGGAACAUGGCUCAGGCGGGUCGCUGUUAACCGUUGCAUUUCAGAUCUUGGUCGACUCGAUUCCGACGGCUAAACUAUCACUUGGGUCGGUAGCGACGGUUAACAACCUGAUUGCUUGUACUGUGGAGAGGAUUAGAGCCUCUCUUUCGUGUGAGAAUCCAUGAAUUUGCAGAGAAGAAAGAUGAAUGGAAGAAGUCAAGAACGCACCUCUUAAUGAAGAAAUAAGGGUCCUUUCAUGGUGGGGUUCGGGUAUUGACUUUGUCCAUUACAGUGUUUCUUCAUUACCCAAGUUUGCUUCUUUUCAUAAGAAUUUACCUUUCUUAAAUGAAGUAAUUAUGUAUUCUCUUGCAUA
This is a messenger RNA of Cucurbita pepo subsp. pepo (vegetable marrow), 2893 nucleotides long. Its product is annotated as homeobox-leucine zipper protein HDG2. Gene Ontology annotation, biological process: regulation of DNA-templated transcription. The record is from RefSeq and is a predicted model, not a curated record. Lineage: Eukaryota; Viridiplantae; Streptophyta; Magnoliopsida; Cucurbitales; Cucurbitaceae. Gene Ontology annotation, molecular function: lipid binding; DNA binding; DNA-binding transcription factor activity, RNA polymerase II-specific.